This is a messenger RNA of Stegostoma tigrinum, 2012 nucleotides long. RefSeq names its product heparan sulfate (glucosamine) 3-O-sulfotransferase 2 (gene hs3st2). Gene Ontology annotation, molecular function: [heparan sulfate]-glucosamine 3-sulfotransferase activity. Lineage: Eukaryota; Metazoa; Chordata; Chondrichthyes; Orectolobiformes; Stegostomatidae. The record is from RefSeq and is a predicted model, not a curated record. The transcript has 2 exons. The coding region runs from base 396 to 1487 and encodes 363 amino acids.
GUGUGUGUGUGUGUGUGUGUAUAUCUGUGGGUGUGUCUGUGUGUGUGCCUGUGUGUGUGUGUGUGUGCCUGUGGGUGUGUGUGUGUGUGUGGAGAGAGAGAGUGUGCUUCCCCCUGCAGUGUCAGCUCUCUCCUUGCCUUACCAAAUGCACGGAGCAGGGAAUUGCUAGCGAUGUGCAGCAUCUCCAAGUAGAGCGGGCCAAGUGCAGUUGGGGAAGGGCUGGGUUCCCGGAGCUGACAUUGCCCGUGGUCUCCCUGAAGCCUGGCAGUACCUGUGCUCUAGCGGCCAGGCUCCUCCGCCCUCAGCCUGUGCCCACACCCAGAUGUCCGAAGAUCCGGUGCCGAGCUCCUGGACCAAGAUCAUGUUCGCGCCCCUGUCAGCAGUUGCCCUGAGACAUGGCAUCUAGACUAGGGGUGAGAGUGGUGCCAACUUCACCCAGAGGGGCGCGCAGGUUCGUCUUCAUCUUCAGCCUCUCGCUCUCCUUCACCUGCCUGUGUUACAGCCUCAUGUUCUGCGGCCAGGCCAUCAUGCAGAAGCCGCUGGCUUUUCCCGAGCACCGAGCCUGCUACCUGCUGCAGAGUUCCCAGCACUGUGGCCACUCUGCCCGACCUGGGGACCCCGCAGCCCCCAACAGGACACUCAGCCUCAGCAGCCCGGGGACUGGCGUACCUCCAGAACGGCAGAGAGCCAGCGUCACGUCCCCAAGGCCGGGCAGCAAGCGCCUGCCCCUGGCCAUCAUCGUCGGCGUGAAGAAAGGAGGGACCCGGGCGGUGCUGGAGUUCAUCCGAGUCCACCCUGAGGUCAGGGCGCUCGGCACUGAGCCUCACUUCUUCGACAGGCACUACGAGAAAGGACUAGAGUGGUACAGAAGCUUGAUGCCCAAGACGCUGGAUGGUCAGAUCACCAUGGAGAAAACGCCCAGCUACUUUGUUACCAGAGAGGCACCAAAGCGAAUCUUCUCAAUGGCAAAGGGCACUAAACUCAUCGUAGUGGUCAGGAACCCAGUGACGAGAGCCAUCUCAGACUAUACCCAGACACUGUCCAAGAAACCUGAGAUUCCAACCUUUGAGGUUCUAGCCUUCAAGAACAGGACUCUGGACCUGAUUGAUGCCUCAUGGAGCGCUAUCCGCAUUGGAAUCUACGCCUUGCACCUGGAGAACUGGCUCCAGUUCUUUCCCCUCUCCCAGAUCCAUUUUGUCAGCGGGGAGAGGCUCAUCAUUGACCCAGCUGGAGAAAUGGGCAAAGUGCAGGACUUCCUCGGCCUCAAGAGGAUCGUUACAGACAAGCACUUUUACUUCAACAAAACCAAGGGGUUUCCUUGCCUGAAGAAACCAGAGAGCAGCAGCACGCCGAGGUGUCUUGGCAAAUCUAAGGGAAGGACUCAUGUCCAAAUAGACCAAGACGUUAUUGAGCAGCUGAAGGAGUUUUACAGACCAUAUAAUAUAAAGUUUUAUCAGAUGGUGGGACAUGACUUUCGAUGGGACUAACCACUAGCGGCACCACAAAUUGAGAAAAUAAAGGGGAAAGUUUAUGUAUGUCUUCCAUAAUAGAGGACUUAUCACAUUCAGAAGGAUAGCCUGUGUGACACACAGCAGGAAAGCGGUACUGGAGCUCAAACCUGAUGCCCUGAGGUUAGACUGUAAGCUAAAGAUUCUCCUCCUUAAUUCAUCAGGGUUUAGACCAAUCCUGUGAAAAGCAGGGUCAACCAUUGGGGCAGCUUUUGAGGAAGCCAGUGGGGAAAUGAGGUUCAACCAUGGAUGUAAUCACGGGGAGUCCACAGCCAACCACAGGAUCCACAUACUGGGGAAACUUGGGCUUCUGUCACUUUGGUCCAUUACUGAGGCAGUGUAGUGGCAUCUGGCCAAAUGAUGUGUCUUUUUUUAAAGUGAAAUGUGUUGUAUUGUACUGAUAUUGUUGGCAUCUGGAAUAUUGCCAUCGAAACCGAUUGGAACGCUAAGAUUUACCUGCACUCUGAAACAAACAAGUGCUCACCCCAUUCCAGUAUAAAACAA